Messenger RNA from Exophiala bonariae, 801 nucleotides. RefSeq lists its product as uncharacterized. The record is from RefSeq and is a predicted model, not a curated record. NCBI's taxonomy places the organism in Eukaryota, Fungi, Ascomycota, Eurotiomycetes, Chaetothyriales, Herpotrichiellaceae. The coding region runs from base 1 to 801 and encodes 266 amino acids. The transcript has 2 exons.
AUGGAGGGGCCCAUCCGUCCUUUCUUCCUGCAGGUUUCCGGUGUGGAGCAUACGAACGAUCAAUCCAAGUCCUGGGAUAAGCCUAUGGGGGUAUGGCUCCCACCACGUCGUAAGAACUAUUACAAUAAACUGAAUUCGACCGGAUGGUAUGUCUGGGACCCUGGCCUAGUGUACAAUUAUUCAGGCAUGCAGUCUUUGCUUGAACCUGGCCUGAAUCGCUUGCGUCGCCUGAACCCCAACGAGCAACAACGAUUUAGACCAUACAGGGCUGCGACCAUGUUCUGGGACCCCUACGCGCACAAUUAUGUUCAUGUUCCUCUAGACUGUACAGAGGAAGAUGUCGAUGGUUCAGAAUCUGGCUUCGAUUGGAGGCGUCCUGGCUUCAGUGUCUGUCAAGCGGAAGGGGGUCACGAUAUUGCUGUGAUCGGUCACUCCGAGGAGCAUCAACAGCUUCAUCUCCCCGGCCCAGGGAGAUGGUUCGAAAAGUUGCUUCCAAUCACACUUCAACCCCCAGAAGAGCCUCAGUCGCGACAGUGUAAACUCGCAGGUGAUCUUGACAUUUUGAUCGGCUUAAUCGCUUUUUCGACGACUUUCGAGUAUGCUCCCCAAGCGAUUGAUUGCUUGUUCAGGCCAGAUCUAAGAACGGCCGACUUUAACCCUGCUUGGAGCAAUGGUCUACCUGCUGACAACCGGCGUCGGCGUAAAGGAUUACUCAUUGAGAUUGGGUAUGAUUAUCAGCGAACCAACUCAGAUGAGCUCCGUGAAUGGGAGCGCGGACUGUAUGGCGAGCUCUUUCGAUGA